This is a messenger RNA of Diaporthe amygdali, 372 nucleotides long. RefSeq lists its product as uncharacterized. The record is from RefSeq and is a predicted model, not a curated record. The transcript has 2 exons. NCBI's taxonomy places the organism in Eukaryota, Fungi, Ascomycota, Sordariomycetes, Diaporthales, Diaporthaceae. Bases 1 to 372 code for a protein of 123 amino acids.
AUGUCUGACCCUAACCGCCCUCCAUCCCGCGAUUCCACCAAGUCCGGAAGCUCUAGCAGCUCCAAGAAGUCUGCAGCUUCUAAUAGCUCUAAGAAGUCUCAAAUUUCUAACACGUCCGGGAAGUCCAAGGCCUCUAACCAGUCUGGAGAUUCCAAAGAGUCUAAGGACUCCUAUUACUCCAAUUCCAACUUGGAUCCGAGCCACCCGGGUAGGGUGGUAAAUACCGCGUCUGCGAGGCGCCAGGUCGCCGAAGCCCCUAAUAAGAGGCCCAAGGUUGCACCCGUGGGAGGCGGGAAGAGGGGGAAGCUUAGCGACUACCCGGAAACGAUCGCGAACAGAGAGAAACUGCCUCUGCAAGCGAAGAGCCCGUAG